AUGUUGCUGGCAGAAGAGCAGCCCGAUUUGAUUGACUCUCUAGAUCUUCAAUGCAAAGGGAACUCUAACAAUAGUUAUUGCUCCAGAAAAAACAGUCUUCAAGAGAAGGGAGAUGAACAUUCAGUCCACGAAAGUCUGGAUUAUUUGCCUUCACACAGUAACAUUUAUAAGAAGUGGCUGCAGGAGCAAGGCUACAGAACGGAUUGGGAUCGAUGGUUGGUGAUGGGGAUCAUUGGAACAGCAACCGGAAUUCUAGGUUUCCUGACUCAUCAAAUAAUUGAUUCCCUCAUCAGAUUAAAAUGGGGCUUGGUGGAAGACUAUCUUCAGAAAGGCAACUUUCACAUGACCUGGAUUUACAUGUUGGGAAUUGGACUUGCGAUGAUCAUUUUAUCAUCGGGAUUAGUUGUGUUCUUUUGUCCAACAGGUGCCCCAAGUGGAUUACCUGAAGUCAUUGGUUUUCUGAAUGGCACAUCUAUUCAGCAAAUUUUUAAUAUUAGGACUUUUGCAGGAACAUUUGGGUCUUGUGUUCUAGCUGUAGCAUCUGGACUCUUCUGUGGACCAGAAGGUCCUAUGAUUCAUUUGGGGGCAAUCAUAGGAUAUGGAUUGAGCCAUUUCAGACCAAAGAUUCUUAGAAUUUACUUUCCUUCCAUCAUCAGAUUUUGGAAUACAGCUGACAGAAGGAAUUUUGUUACAGCUGGUGCAGGAGCAGCACUUGCCUCUGUAUUCCAUGCUCCUGUAGGUGGACUUUUAUUUACACUAGAGGAGGUGGCCUCUUUCUGGGAUAUCAAAUUGGCCUGGCAAACAUUCUUCUGUUGUUUGAUGGCUGCUUUCACGUCAGAUUUACUAUCCUCUUCUCUCUAUGGAUUUGUAUACAGGGGUCAGUUUGGAUUUUUCAAAGCUGAGAAGAGGAUUUUAUUUUGGGUUAAGAACUUACUGGAUAUGAGCGUGUUGGCUUUUCUUCCGGCCAUCUUCCUUGGAAUACUUGGGGGUCUUUUAGGAGCUUUUUUUGUUUUCCUGAACAUAAGGAUUAAUAAAAUACGUCUGUGGUUCUUCAGCACAAUUAAAAAACCAUCCCUCAGAAAAUCAAUCAAACUUCUUGAAUGUAUUCUGAUCUUUGUUUUGACUAUUACUGCUACGGUCUACUUGCCAUAUUUUUUUCACUGUACUCCUGUCAGGAGACUGCCAGCAUCUGAUCUAACUAGUAAGUCACAGAGCAUACAUUAUCUUAGCUGGCAAAUAUGCAAAUAUAACUGCAAACCAGCCACUUUACAAGGUAGACCAAAUGAAACAGAAUUUUUCAACCAAACCUUCAAUGAAGCUGCUGCACUCCUGGCAGAAAAUGGCAUAAAAGGAAUCAUGUACUUAUUCAGACGUGGAACUCAUGAGGAAUUUGGAUAUCCCUCUCUUUUUAUGGCACUUCUUCUCUAUUUCUUGAUAUCCUGCUUGACUGCAGGCUCUGCUGUUGCAAGUGGCUUGGUUAUACCUAUGCUAUACAUAGGAGCUUUAUAUGGGAGAAUUGUUGGUUUGGUAUUAGUUUCCAUUUUUGGAAUUCAGACUGAUGAAAGUCAUGCAUGGAUUGAUCCUGGAUUGUUUGCUGCAAUUGGAGCAGCUUCCUUUUUCAGUGGUGUUUCAAGACUAACAAUAUCCCUUACAGUCAUCAUGGUAGAAAUCACAAAUGAUGUACAAUCCUUGUUACUCAUCAUGCUGGCUGUCAUGUUAGCAAAAAUGGUUGGCGACUGGUUUAACAUGUCUUUGUACAGUUCUUUACUGAAAUUAAAAAGCAUACCAUAUCUAGAUGUUGAACCAUUUGUCUACCAGAAUAAAAAUGGGUUAAAUCUGGAAUUGUUUGCUGCCAAAGAUGUCAUGAAGCUUCAUGUCAGAGUCCUCAAUUUAAAGGAAAACAUUGCUUUCUUGGCUCAGGUCCUUGCCAGCACCAGCCAUAGUGGAUUCCCAGUGGUUUACAAAUCUAAACCAGACCAAUCCAAGGUGUUUCUGGGAACAAUUACAAGGCCUGAGCUCUGCGUGUUACUGGAAAAUGAGACCAUUUUUGAAAUGGAAGACACUGAAUCCCCUCCACCUUUUCUACCCUAUCAGAAGAUCAGAACUGAAAAAUUGCCCAAUCAGCAGUGGAUGACUGCUAUGUUGGCUUGCUAUACUACAGACCCUCGGUAUCAGCAACUCUUCAUCAAUCUGGAUCCAUAUAUAAACAAAUCAGCAGUAUCAGUUCACGCUCAUUUCUCAUUGCAACGCACAUACAUCAUAUUUCGAUCUCUGGGUCUUCGUCACUUAACAGUGGUUGAUUUGCAGAAUGAAGUUGUUGGCAUAAUCACUAGGAAAGAUCUGAUAUCCUUCCAACUAGAAAAAAACCUGGGAUCUCAGAAAGCAUCAUACCAACCUCACUCAGAUGAUGAGCUUUUGGACUAG
Messenger RNA from Pseudonaja textilis, 2424 nucleotides. RefSeq names its product chloride channel protein C-like. Gene Ontology annotation, biological process: transmembrane transport; chloride transport. The record is from RefSeq and is a predicted model, not a curated record. Gene Ontology annotation, molecular function: chloride transmembrane transporter activity. Gene Ontology annotation, cellular component: membrane; intracellular membrane-bounded organelle. Lineage: Eukaryota; Metazoa; Chordata; Lepidosauria; Squamata; Elapidae.